AUGUCUCCCGUGGAUAUGAAUGGAUAUUGGAAAAUGACAAGCAAUGAAAACUUUGAUGAAUACAUGGAGGCUCUAGAUGUGAAUGUUGUCAUCAGAAAAAUUGCCAACUACCUCAUCCUAGAUAAGGAGAUUGUUCAGAACGGUGAUCAUUUGUACAUCAAGACUCUAACCACAUUUAGGAACUACGACAUGGAAUUUGAUGUUGGAAAGGAGUUUGAGGAGGAUUUGGUUGGUGUAGAUGACAGGAAAUGUAUGACCACUGUGAACUGGGAAGAGGAUAAGUUAGUGUGUGUGCAGAAAGGAGAGAAGGAGGGAAGAGGAUGGACGCAGUGGGUUAAAGGGGACGAGUUACAUGUGGAAAUGAGAGUCUGUGGAGUGGUGUGUAAACAAGUUUUUAAGAGACAAGUUUUUGACUGA
This is a messenger RNA of Danio aesculapii, 417 nucleotides long. RefSeq names its product retinol binding protein 1, cellular, tandem duplicate 2 (gene rbp1.2). The record is from RefSeq and is a predicted model, not a curated record. Bases 1 to 417 code for a protein of 138 amino acids. Gene Ontology annotation, cellular component: cytosol; nucleus. Gene Ontology annotation, molecular function: fatty acid binding. Gene Ontology annotation, biological process: vitamin A metabolic process; retinoic acid biosynthetic process; fatty acid transport. Lineage: Eukaryota; Metazoa; Chordata; Actinopteri; Cypriniformes; Danionidae. The transcript has 4 exons.